AUCGCGUCUCGCACUCUCCCUCGCUGUCGCAGGUAGUACAGCCCAACUACCACCGACGAUGCCGUCCCCCUUCCUCACUCCCGGCUCCCACUCGAGCCUCGACCAGCUCGCCCUCCUCCACCUCCGCCGCGACCAUGCCAUCCCGACGGUCCUGUGCCUGCACGACGAGGACAACGCCGGCUACAAGGAGGGCAAGGUGACGACGACGCGCUUCGGUUCCUUCCCGCACAGUACCCUCACCGACCAGCCCUGGGGCUCGCAGAUCGGUGCCUCCAAGGUCGACACGGGCUCGCGCCGUGGCCGCGGCCCCCAGAAGAAGAACCACAAGCUCAAGCGCAAAGCCGAGGAGCUCGACUCGGCCACCACCACGACGCCAGGCGACGGCGAUGCUCCCCAGGCCGCUGUCGCCGCCUCCAGCGGCUUCCUACAUCUCGUCUAUCCCACCCCCGAACUCUGGACCACCUCCCUCCCCCACCGCACCCAGGUCGUCUACACCCCCGACUACAGCUACAUCCUGCACCGUCUACGCGCCCGCCCCGGCACCACCAUCAUCGAAGCCGGCGCCGGCAGCGGCUCCUUCACCCACGCCUCCGUCCGCGCCGUCUUCAACGGCUACCCCUCCGACCCCUCCGCCUCCAACAACACCAAGAAGCGCCGCCUCGGCAAGGUCUGCAGCUUCGAGUUCCACGAGCAACGCGCCGCCAAAGUCCGUCAAGAGAUCACCGAGCACGGCCUGGACGGCCUCGUCGAAGUCACCCACCGCGACGUGUACCGCGACGGAUUCCUCCUCCAACAGCCCAAGACCGGGCCCUCCCCCAAAGCCAACGCCAUCUUCCUCGACCUGCCCGCCCCCUGGCUCGCGCUCAAACACCUCGUCCGCCACCCCGCCGACGGCAGCGAAUCGCCCCUCGACCCCUCCUCCCCCGUCUACCUGUGCACCUUCUCGCCCUGUCUCGAGCAAGUCCAACGCACCAUCAGCACCCUCCGCCAGAUGUCAUGGCUCUCCAUCUCCAUGGUCGAAGUGAACCACCACCGCAUCGAAGUGCGGCGCGAAAGGACCGGACUCGAGUAUGAGCGCAUCCGCGGUGCCGUCGUCUUCCCCAAGGAUGUCGAUGAGGCCGUCGUCAGGAUGCGCCAGGUCGAGGACCAUUCCCGCAAGUACCGCGAACUGAUGCUCAAGAUGGAUGACGAUGAGACCACGCCUAUCCCCCCGUCUUUGGCCAAGAAGACCGGCCCCGAAGAUAAAGAUCUCGCUGCCUCCGAUAUCCCCACAUACAAGCAAGGCCGUCUGGUCCAUCGCUCCGAACAGGACCUGAAAACACAUACCUCCUACCUCGUCUUCGCUGUGCUUCCCCGUGACUGGACGGAGGAGGACGAGCGGAAGUGUCGCGAGAAGUGGGCCCCUCAUCAGGUCGACGUCGUCUCGAAUGAGAAACCCAAGGGAAAGAGGCAGUUGAAGCGGGAGAAGAAGCAGGCCGAAGAGCAACAGGAGGGUCAGAAAGAGGAGACUGCCGAUGCUGCUGCUGAAAACGCGUAAUAGAGACAUGCUCGCAUGGCCGGGUAGAUUAUAAAAGGAUUUCUGUCUUCUUUUUCUUUUUUUUAAUUGUUUUUAAGUUGUACAGGUUGUAUAUCAUACACUUUUUACUCUCGCUUGGUGUGAAUUCAUAGCGGAAUUUGAA
This is a messenger RNA of Aspergillus heteromorphus CBS 117.55, 1679 nucleotides long. RefSeq names its product tRNA 1-methyladenosine methyltransferase subunit GCD14 (gene trm61). Gene Ontology annotation, biological process: tRNA methylation. The coding region runs from base 59 to 1537 and encodes 492 amino acids. Lineage: Eukaryota; Fungi; Ascomycota; Eurotiomycetes; Eurotiales; Aspergillaceae. The transcript has a single exon. The record is from RefSeq and is a predicted model, not a curated record. Gene Ontology annotation, cellular component: tRNA (m1A) methyltransferase complex; nucleus.